Molecule: messenger RNA, 1684 nt
Organism: Condylostylus longicornis
Lineage: Eukaryota; Metazoa; Arthropoda; Insecta; Diptera; Dolichopodidae
Product: pancreatic lipase-related protein 2-like
Exons: 5
Coding region: 242-1684 (480 amino acids)
Biological process (GO): lipid metabolic process
Molecular function (GO): lipase activity
Source: RefSeq, a predicted model, not a curated record
UCGAAUUAAAUAAUUUAAAAGAAUGUAAGUGUAAAUAAAUCAAUUAAGUUUAAUACAUCGCAGAAAUAAAAUUCGAUUUUAGAAAGAAGAUCUUAACAGAAAAGAAGAAGGCAAACAAACAAGCAAAAAUAAUAAGGUGGAAUUCUUUUUUUUUUUCUAUAUUUAAAUUUAAAAUUUCACUUUUGAUUUUCUUCUUUAUUGAAUUUUCUUUGCUAUAUUAAUAAUUUCAAUAGUCAAAAGUAUGAAUAAAUUUUAUAAAUAUAAAAUGGCAACACCAAAAAUUUUUGUUAUAUUGUUAAUAAUUUGCAUAGAUUUUGUGAAUUCAAAUAAUUCAGGUGAUUAUCCUUUAAUCAAUAAUAGAGCACCAAGAAAUAGUAUUACAAUAGGACCAUGCACUUGGGUUAUAAAUAGAUCAUGUCCAGAUACUGAUAUUAAAUUUUAUUUAUUUACUCGAAGUAAUAGACAUGAUCGUCAAUUUAUACAUAUUGAUGAAACUAAAAGCAAAUCAAAUUUAUCUGAAUCAUUCUUUAAUCCAAGGAAUCCAACAAAAAUUAUAAUUCAUGGUUAUAAUUCAGAUAUGUAUUUGGGUCCAUUAAUAUCAAUGAAAGAAGAAUACUUACAAAUAAGAGAUUAUAAUUUAUUUUAUGUUGAUUGGAGUAUUCUUGCAACCGGUCCAUGUUAUUUUUCAGCAGUUCAUAAUACACGUCAUGCAGGAAAUUGUAUAGGUCAAUUAGUACAAAGAAUAUUAGAUGAAGGUUCUGCAAAUAUUCAUUUAAUUGGAUUUUCAUUGGGAGCUCAUGUACCAAAUUAUGUUGCACAAAAUGUUGGAUCAUUUAUAAUACCACGUAUAACUGGUUUAGAUCCUGCAAUGCCAUUAUUUAUAACAGCUUCCAAAGAUAAUAAAUUGGAUUCAAGUGAUGCAGCCUUUGUUGAUGCUUUUCAUACAAACGCUUUUGUUCAGGGUAAAAUUGAAAGAUGUGGUCAUGCUGACUUUUAUAUGAAUGGUGGAAUAAUACAGCCAGGAUGUGAAAAUAAUCCAUUUGCAUGUAGUCAUCAUAGAGCAGCUGAUUAUUAUACAGAAUCGAUUCGAAGUGUUAAAAAUUUUUGGGGUUGGCCAUGUUCAUCAUAUAUUAGUUAUUUAUUAGGUUUAUGUCCUCCAACAAAUAAUUUGUUUGAAGCUGGUGAAAAUUGUAAUACAAACACUGAAGGAAUGUUUAUUGUUUCAACAAAUGGAGAAAGACCAUUUGCAAAGGGUAAAUGGCCUGAAUAUAUUAAAAAGAAUUUGAAAAAUGAUCCGAUCGUCAAUUCACCCUAUAAUCUUUACAAUAAACGUAUCAAUCAACCUAUGACAAUUGAUGAAUGGGGAAAAUUAGAUUAUUCUUUUAAUAAUCUUGAAUCUAAUCAUCAAGUUAAUUAUAAUCCAGAUUUUAUGGGAAUAUAUUCACAAAAUUAUAAUGAAGAUGAAACCAAUGAAAUCGCUGAUAUUUUAAGACAAAAUUCUGAUGUAGAAUUGAAAUUAAAUUUAUGGAAAUUAAGAAAAAUUUCUGAUACUGAAAGUGAUACUAAAAGAGAUUCUUUAAAUGAUAAAAUUUAUAAUAACAAUAAAAAUUCCAAUAAAAUAAAUGAAAAUAUACCGGAAAAUGAUUUUACUGUAUUUGGAUUACCAAUAAUAAAUGAACAUUAA